Molecule: messenger RNA, 1327 nt
Organism: Arabidopsis thaliana (thale cress)
Lineage: Eukaryota; Viridiplantae; Streptophyta; Magnoliopsida; Brassicales; Brassicaceae
Gene: NHL2
Product: NDR1/HIN1-like 2
Exons: 1
Coding region: 294-1016 (240 amino acids)
Biological process (GO): defense response to other organism
Cellular component (GO): plasma membrane
Source: RefSeq, marked reviewed
UCUAUCAAUAACAACAACAAAAUAGCAAAUAAUGGUCACAAUUAAUUUUCCUUGACCAAAUCCUUCAUUCAUUAACCAAAUCAGACCAACAAAAUCAAAUAUUCGCGUCGUUUUGAAUUCGUUUCCUUAAUUAAAAAUAAAACGCGUUUCAUUAAAAGCAGAAUUUAUCUCUUUCUCUAUCUAUAUAAUCUUCUUAUUCUUCUUCACUGAGCCAUUUUUAUUCUUAGGCUAAACAAAUUCGAAUUCUGAAACCUCUGUUUUGAAUUUCUCUCUGAGGCAAUUCGUCGAACAACAUGGGGUCCAAACAACCAUACCUAAACGGCGCGUACUACGGACCAUCAAUUCCACCACCGCCUAAGGCUCACCGCAGCUAUAACUCACCUGGAUUCGGAUGCUGUUGCUUCAGCUGCCUCGGAAGCUGUCUACGUUGCUGCGGUUGCUGCAUCUUAAGCCUGAUCUGCAACAUCCUCAUAGCUGUAGCCGUAAUCCUCGGAGUCGCCGCUCUUAUCCUCUGGCUCAUCUUCCGUCCAAACGCCGUCAAAUUCUACGUCGCCGACGCUAAUCUGAACCGAUUCAGCUUCGAUCCAAACAACAACCUCCAUUACAGUCUCGAUCUCAAUUUCACAAUCCGUAACCCUAAUCAACGAGUCGGAGUCUACUACGAUGAGUUCUCGGUUAGUGGCUAUUACGGAGAUCAGAGAUUCGGAUCUGCGAACGUUUCGUCGUUUUAUCAAGGGCAUAAGAAUACGACGGUGAUUUUAACCAAAAUUGAAGGACAGAAUCUGGUGGUGCUCGGCGACGGAGCGAGAACAGAUCUAAAAGAUGAUGAGAAAUCUGGGAUUUAUCGGAUUAAUGCGAAAUUGAGGCUAAGUGUUAGGUUUAAGUUUUGGUUUAUAAAGUCGUGGAAGCUUAAACCAAAGAUUAAGUGUGAUGAUCUUAAGAUUCCUCUUGGUUCCUCUAAUUCUACAGGAGGGUUUAAGUUUCAACCGGUGCAGUGUGACUUUGACUUAUCUUAGUAAACUCCAAGUUUUAUGAAUUCUUUUUUCUUUUCAUGUUUUUUUUCUUCUAUUUAUCUACAUUAGAUUUUGUUUCUUCGCUUGAUAUGGAUUAUGUUGAUUUAUUUGUUCUUACUCUAUUUUUCCUAUGAAAACCAAUCGAAAUGCACUUACUCAAUUGUCAAUUAGAACUAAGACCAAUGACUAAAGUAUACACUUCAAACGCGGGAUAGAAUUUGGAUAACAAAUUGCUUUUUGUGUGUAUCGCACUAAAAGCUAAUCCAAACGGCAUAAAACAUCUUUACUUUUGUAAGCCUUUUUCUUUGGCUUUU